This is a messenger RNA of Salvia splendens (bonfire salvia), 856 nucleotides long. Its product is annotated as cytochrome c6, chloroplastic-like. The record is from RefSeq and is a predicted model, not a curated record. NCBI's taxonomy places the organism in Eukaryota, Viridiplantae, Streptophyta, Magnoliopsida, Lamiales, Lamiaceae. The coding region runs from base 161 to 607 and encodes 148 amino acids. Gene Ontology annotation, molecular function: iron ion binding; electron transfer activity; heme binding. The transcript is spliced from 6 exons.
AGGCUCGUGGCCUCAUUAAGGGUUGGGCCCGGAUCAAGCCCAACCCGAAUAAGAUCUCACGGUUCUUUUUAUUGUAGCAGGACAUAAAGUGAGCAUGCCACAAGUUCCCAUAUCUCAGUAUUAAUGCUAUGCCGCAGAAGGGCAGAGAGACAGGAGCAAAAUGCAACUAGCAUCAGUGGUACCCACAGCUGCCUCUCUCUCUAAACAGGUUUUGCAGCGGAAUAACUUCAAGAUUUUUGGGGAGCUUGAAGCAAAUGGCAACUUGCACAAGCCAGAUAAGGUAAAGCUGUUGAGAUUCUUGGCCCCACAUCUUGUGGCUGCAGUUGUAGCCUUAUCUCCCAUCUCCAAUCCUCCUGUGUCAUUAGGGGAGACACUAGAUGUGCAUAAAGGCGCCACCUUGUUCCGGCGGUCAUGCAUCGGAUGCCACGAUGCCGGAGGAAACAUAAUACAGCCUGGCGCGACGCUCUUCUUGGACGAUCUUAAAAGAAAUGGAGUUGACACGGAAGAGGAAAUCUAUCGAGUUACAUAUUAUGGGAAAGGAAGAAUGCCGGUAAGAUUAAAAUUCAAGAAGAAACACCCUCUUAAGUCUCCCCGUUUUCGGGGUUGAGCACAUGACUUGUAGUCAUGAUAUUCAUCGCUCGACCAACUAGAUCAACCCGUCCUUGGGGUUUUCGAUAUUCAAACUUGACGAGGAUAACGCUGCCUGUGGUGUAGGGGUUUGGAGAGAAUUGCAUACCUAGAGGUCAGUGCACAUUUGGGCCUCGAUUGAGUGAAGAGGAGAUUAGUGGUUUUUAUUUCGUUUUCUAUUGUAAUUAAUACGCUACUUUUUGCUAAAUUUUCAAUAUUUUAUGUCAAU